This is a messenger RNA of Apis laboriosa (Himalayan honeybee), 1230 nucleotides long. RefSeq names its product L-lactate dehydrogenase-like. The record is from RefSeq and is a predicted model, not a curated record. Gene Ontology annotation, cellular component: cytoplasm. Gene Ontology annotation, biological process: carboxylic acid metabolic process. Gene Ontology annotation, molecular function: L-lactate dehydrogenase (NAD+) activity. The transcript is spliced from 8 exons. The coding region runs from base 1 to 1230 and encodes 409 amino acids. Lineage: Eukaryota; Metazoa; Arthropoda; Insecta; Hymenoptera; Apidae.
AUGGUUUUGUCGCGCAUGCUGUCAUCUUUGUCCCUAACCACGUAUCUAAAAUGCUCGAUAUACUCGAUAUCGAGAAGAAAUCUGUCCAAUAAACAUUUCAAUCGUACUUUACCACCAACGAUAUUAAAGGAUAUCUUCGGUGGGAACAUUAAGAAGAAAGUAGCGUCCGCUGAUUUCGGCAAGGACGCCAACGCUGGAUCCGAUUUUCAGAGAGCGGUCAGUUUCGUACAACCAUGUUUGAAGGAAGAGCUGCUUUGCAAGUUUUCGGAACCGGUGCAGGAUUGUUGUCACAAAGUGACCGUGGUAGGAUCCGGUAUGGUUGGCGUGGCCAUCGUGAACGCGCUUAUCUUCCAGAAAAUAACCGCGCAUGUCGCUAUAGUGGAUGCGUUCCCGAAGAAAUUGGAGGGAGAAGGGAUGGAUUAUUGUCACGGGUUGGCGCUUUUAGAAAGCCCGCGUAUAGAUUUCGACACAGAUUUUUGUAUCACAAGCAACUCGAAGGUGAUCAUAUUAGCUGCCGGUGCUAGACAAAUGAAGGGUGAAUCACGCUUGGACCUGGUACAACGAAAUUCAGAGAUUCUGAAAAGCAUAAUACCAACUCUGGUUGGUUACAGUCCAAACGCUGUGAUCCUGGUCGUCAGUAAUCCAGUUGACAUUUUAUCGUGGUUAACGUGGAAAAUAAGCGGAUUACCAGCAAGUCGAGUAAUAGGAACCGGGACUCACGUCGAUUCAUCGAGGUUUCGUUUCUUAAUCGCCGAUCGUUUAGGAAUAGCGCCUAGCUCGGUCCACGCCACUAUUAUCGGCGAGCACGGGGACAGUCAGGUUCCACUCUGGUCUGGAGUGAAUGUCGCGGGUGUACAGUUUCGCGACAUUUUGCCCAAUAUCGGCCUCGAGACCGACGAGGAAAGAUGGUACGAACUUUCCAAAGAGGUGGUCAGACUUGGACCCACUGUUAGAUGUCUAAAGGGAUACACCAAUACGACAAUUGGACUCGCUGCUGCCGACAUCGUGCGAGCUAUUCUCAACAACACGCAGAGAGUUAUACCAGUUUCAACCUUGAUUCAGGGUCAUCACGAAGUUUGUCACGAAAUGUUCUUAUCUCUACCUUGUAGCGUCGGUGAACAGGGAAUCACGAAUAUCGUACGGAUGCGUAUCACAGAAUACGAAAAGAAAUUAUUUCAGACAUCGGCUAAUGUUGUGUUCAAUGUUCAAAAGGGUAUUAAAGCUGUAUGA